AAUGUGAACCUCACACGUUUCAACGGCCUCUUUAACUGGACGAUGAGCUACACGCGUGAUGCAGACAUAUCCAUUCCUUAUGGGCAAACGAUGCUGGGAGGUGAUAAUCUAAGUUUUCCAGCUGCUCCAAAUCGCUCCUGCUUCGCCAGCUGGGUGGUCAGCAAAUACAAGCCUCAACAGACUCGGGCUGCUUUUUAUCAAAGACUAAAGAAGCAUAUCCCCAUAGAGGUGUACGGCAGGUGGAACAGGAAACCCUUGCCAGACAAGAAGCUCUUGCCCACCAUUUCAAACUGCCUGUUCUACCUUUCUUUUGAGAACUCUGAGAAAAAAGACUACAUCAGUGAGAAACUCUGGAGGAACGCUUUUCAAGCAGGGGCUGUACCAGUGGUUCUCGGCCCCAACAAGGCCACCUACGAAGCCGUGACCCCCCCACAUUCCUUUAUCCAUGUAGCUGAUUUCAAUAGCCCAGCUGAUCUGGCAACAUAUCUGAAGGUUUUGUCUGCAGACAGGCAGGCCUAUGAGAAAUACUUGGAGUGGCACAACACCUACCGAAUUAAAACCUACAGUGACUGGAGGGAAAGGCUGUGUCAGAUCUGUGUCAGGUAUCCCAGUUUACCAGCCAGGAAAGUCUACCACGACCUGGACAGCUGGGUGAACAGCUAGUGUCGGACUUCUUCACCAAAG
Molecule: messenger RNA, 684 nt
Organism: Neolamprologus brichardi
Lineage: Eukaryota; Metazoa; Chordata; Actinopteri; Cichliformes; Cichlidae
Source: RefSeq, a predicted model, not a curated record